Molecule: messenger RNA, 2141 nt
Organism: Nothobranchius furzeri (turquoise killifish)
Lineage: Eukaryota; Metazoa; Chordata; Actinopteri; Cyprinodontiformes; Nothobranchiidae
Gene: poll
Product: polymerase (DNA directed), lambda
Biological process (GO): double-strand break repair via nonhomologous end joining
Cellular component (GO): nucleus
Molecular function (GO): DNA binding; DNA-directed DNA polymerase activity
Source: RefSeq, a predicted model, not a curated record
GGCAUUUAAAGUGUUUAAUUGUGUGAAUAUGUUCUGAGGUGUCGUGUGGAAUGUGUGGUUGUAUAAAACGGUGUAAAUACUGAUUAGUUGAUUUGUCCUACGUUAGCUACCUUUAGUCGUAGCUAGCUGACCAUACAUUUUAAUGUUUCCCUUUAGAUAACGCGUUUUAUGUUAGUGUAGCAGGAUGAGGCCAUCGGCUCCUCUCUUCUACUAACAAGAUGGAGCCUCGUCACGGGAUCAUGAAAGCUUUCCCUAAAGUUAAAAGAGCUAAAGUGCUACAGGGAAAGGAUGCGCCCGUGCUGAAGAAGAAACUUGAUGAGUGUAACGUCACAGGAAACUUUUUUAACGACGUCACAGUGUACCUUCUGCCGGCGGGAAUUGGAAAAGCCAGAUGCCAGAUCUUCCAGAGACAAAUCCAACAGAAUGGAGGGCAGAUCCAGAGUUUCCUGAGUCCCAGUGUGACUCAUGUGGUUGUGGAUGACAGCAUGGACUGUCACAGAGCACUUCGCUUGCUGAAAGUGGAUUGUGUGCCGUCUGGUGUCCAUCUGGUGAAAUGCAGUUGGUUGAGUCUGUGCAUCAGUGAGAAAAACCUGCUGGAUGUGGAAAACUACAGCCUUCUUUUACCCACAAGGAAUUCAGAAACAAAGCUUGAAAAUACAGAAAAGGAAUCUGAAAAUGUCAAACCUACAACAAACGCUGCUGUGAUGCCAGAAGACACCAAUCUAGAGGAGACUAAAGACUCGACAGUCCCAGAGAGUAAGGAAGAAGGGCGUCCAGACGAGGACGGUGUCUCUCAGAGUGACCUGGAAGCUCUCAUCACUGGUCAGCACCCAAAGGCCGAGACUCCCAGCUUCAGCACAAACCCCAAUCCAGAUGCUGCUGCUCAGGAAACGGUGUCGGGGAAGUGGGUCUGCGCCCAGUCUUCUCGGUCCAAAUGUAACAACUUCAACAAACACAUCACAGACAAGCUUGAAGUGCUGGCCAAAGCCUACACACAUCAGGGGGACAAGUGGAGGGCACUGGGCUACUCCAAGGCUGUCAACGCUCUCAAGAGCUACCACAAGCCUGUCGCAUCAUACCAGGAAGCUUGUCAGAUUCCCGGAAUAGGGAAGCGCAUGGCCGACAAAAUCGAAGAAAUUAUGGAGAGCGGUCACUUGAGGAAGCUAGAUUACAUCGGAGAGGACGUGCCAGUUCUGGAGCUUUUCUCCAACAUCUGGGGAGCAGGAUCCAAAACGGCUCAACUUUGGUACCAACAGGGAUUUCGCACGUUGGAGGAUAUCCGAACAAAAGCUCAUCUGACGAACACUCAGAAAAUCGGACUGAAGCACUACGACGACUUCCUGGACAGGAUGCCCCGAGAAGAAGCAGCAGCUAUAGAGAAAGUGGUGAAGGAUGCUGCUCAAGCCACAGACCCAGGUCUUGUUGCCAUGGCGUGUGGCUCCUUCCGUCGUGGAAAAGCCACGUGUGGAGAUGUCGACGUGCUCAUCUCUCAUCCUGAUGGCAAGUCCCACAGAGGAGUUUUCAGCAAAGUGCUGCACAUCCUUCAUGAUAGCAGCUUUUUGACGGAUGACUUGGUGAGCCACGAGGAGAACGGAGAGCAGAAGAAGUACAUGGGUGUGUGCUGCUUGCCAGGACCUGGACAACGCCACCGCCGGCUGGACAUCAUCGUCGUACCUUACAGCGAGUUUGCCUGCUCGCUCAUGUAUUUCACAGGCUCGGCACAUUUUAACCGCUCAAUGAGAGCCCUGGCAAAGACCAAAAAUAUGAGCUUAUCCGAGCACUCUCUGAACAAAGAUGUGGUUCGUCGGGGUAGCCUGAAAGUCCACGGAGGCGUUCCACUCCCCACACCGACAGAAAAGGAUGUUUUUAACCUUUUAGGAAUACCCUACAGACAGCCUCAUGAACGAGACUGGUGAGGACUUCCUGUUUCCAAUCACUUGUAAAAACUUAACAUGUAAUCAUGAAAUGUCAAACUUUAAUGAACACCCUUAAAGCAGCAAUCUGGAGUUUUCCCCUUUCAGGAAUUAUGUAGGAUUUUUUAGAAAUCCAUAACAGUGAUUGUCUGAUCAUAUGUUGUAAUAUCAUGUCAACAGUAUGUCUUUAUUUUCCACUAAGCCUGCCCCCCCCCCCCCCCACCACCA